UGUUCUAAGUUUUCUCUAAUUCGUGGUUUUUUUGGGUUUUUUGCAAGUAAUUGUUGAAAUUGGGUGACAAUUCGUCUUGGUUUUUGUGAAAAUUUGCUCGACUCUUUCUCUCCAAGCAUCUGGCCUUCGACCUCAGCCUUCGAACUCAGCCGCCUUCGAAAUUGAGGAGUGAGUCUGUACUUCAGCCCCUCAACCAGUUGCCUCUUCCAAAUGUCAAACGGGAGCUUAUAAUGCUUUCUUUACAGGCAAUAGCUAGCCAGGCCAUUGAUCCUAUUGCUCAGCUGAUGGAGACAGCUUAUAUUGGCAGUUUAGGUCCUGUACAGCUGGCAUCCGCUGGUGUUUCUAUGUCUAUCUUUAAUAUCAUUUCAAAGCUAUUCAACAUACCACUUCUUAGUGUUGCUACUUCUUUCGUAGCUGAAGAUUUAGCAAAGUCUUCUUCAGAUGGCGAUGAAAAAAAUGAAAGAAAACAGUUAUCAUCAGUUUCGACAGCGUUAUUUCUCGCUCUAGGCAUUGGCAUCAUUGAGGCGCUAGCUUUACUUUUGGGAGCUGGAUCAUUCCUCAGGUUAAUGGGUGUCUCAGCAGAUUCUCCUAUGCGAGUACAAGCAGAGAAGUUUCUGUCGCUUAGAGCUCUUGGUGCCCCCGCUGUUGUACUUUCUCUGGCUCUUCAGGGUGUGCUGAGGGGAUUUAAGGACACAAAAACCCCUGUAUUCUGUCUAGGUGUUGCCAAUCUUGCAGCUGUUUUUCUGUUCCCGCUUUUCAUAAAUUAUUUUCAGAUGGGUGUCACUGGAGCAGCCACUGCCACUGUUGUGUCUCAGUAUGCACUUUCUUCCUGAAGUCUGUUAGUCGGCUUUCUUUUAACUAUAUUGGUAAUCAUGCUGCUUGUUUGUGCUCCAGAUACAUAGGUAUCUUCUUGAUGAUUUGGUUUCUUAGCAAGAGAGUAAUAUUAUUACCUCCAAAAUUUGGAGAUCUGAAGUUUGGGGUCUAUUUAAAAUCUGGUGAGUGUCAGAGAAAUGUUUAUGGUUAUUUUCUGUUUUUGAUUCUUUAUCCAACACAUUGAUUUUAAUAACCUUCUACUUAAUAAUCACCAUUACAAACUUCUUAAAUUAGUCUGCUUAAGUGGCCAUUGUUUGUACCUACUUAAAGUGUUACUCGUACAUGUUUGGAUUGCCGUCUGUUUCCUUAUGUUUACCUUCUUUCCAGGUGGAUUUCUGAUUGGAAGAACUGUGGUUGUUUUGAUAACUAUGACGAUUGGGACCUCGGUGGCUGCUCAUCAAGGUCCUCUAGCUAUGGCUGCUCAUCAAAUCUGUAUGCAAGUGUGGUUGGCUGUCUCUCUUUUAACUGAUGGAUUGGCCGCAUCUGGUCAGGUCUACACUCCGAGGAUUGCGCCUUAUGCGAGGAAUUUGAUGUGGUUCGUGAGCAAUGGGCUAAGUUUUUUUACCAACAAGUAUUUAUUAUUGGCUUUAGCGCGCUUGAUCGAGUUGGUUUAGUUGUUAUAGAAUAAAUUUUAUAUUAAAAUGUAUGUUUAUGUUGAAAUUGGAACAUAUAUUUAAAUGUAAUAUGUGCACUUUGGUUUUGGGAUAUAUAGUAUACAAAACUCCAGUUGUUGUUUUUAUA
This is a messenger RNA of Spinacia oleracea (spinach), 1614 nucleotides long. RefSeq names its product protein DETOXIFICATION 45, chloroplastic-like. The coding region runs from base 231 to 833 and encodes 200 amino acids. The transcript is spliced from 7 exons. Gene Ontology annotation, biological process: transmembrane transport. The record is from RefSeq and is a predicted model, not a curated record. Gene Ontology annotation, molecular function: xenobiotic transmembrane transporter activity; antiporter activity. NCBI's taxonomy places the organism in Eukaryota, Viridiplantae, Streptophyta, Magnoliopsida, Caryophyllales, Amaranthaceae. Gene Ontology annotation, cellular component: chloroplast; membrane.